CCAUGUCCAGUGUUGAUGAGAAAGAUCCAUUGGACUAUGUGGAGGUGAAGCCGGAGGCAGACCUGCAAGUGGCGGUUGCUUUCCUUCCCGGACGCAUAGCCGAUAGCCACAUUGCCACAGUCGCAAGACACCUUGUGUCUGCAGUGGGUUCCGUGUCGGAAAGAGCAGGAUUGUUAUCGUCGCCAGUCGCUCGUUUGACGGGAGAACUUGGUGAGACUUGGCGGGAUGUUGGGGUCAAUGUUGCUGCAGUGGUUCUGGGUCUUCAGAAACAGUUCACUGAGCAAUUGGUGGCCGGGCAGCUGACUCAAUCCUGCCGGAACUACCUGGCAACUCAAUUGUGUAUGUGGGACGAGACUGCAGGGACUUACUGUCAGAGUCUGACUGUACCAGCGGAGCGCGAGGAACAAGUGGCUUCCUACAUUGCGUCCCAUACUGGUGGCACUGGUCCUCUUUUGCAGCUCCUUGGAAGUGGGCUCCAAGCUGGCAAAGCAUAUUUGGUUGCGAGCAUCAUGACGCAGUUUGGUGAGGUCGUAGACAUGGACUCAUCAGAUUGGGAGGCACCUGUCCUCCUAAAGGUUGUUGAAGCCAUGGCAUCGGCAUCACCAUCAAGAAACGACAACUAUGACUAUGACAACAUGGCCAUUGCCAAUGCCACUAUUCCAUUCCUCCGAGUGCAUGCAGAUGGCUCACUGUCAAUGUGUCCUGAUGAAGCUGACGAAGAUGCUCAGAAGUCUCAGAAGACAGAAGCAAGUCAGCAGGCUGGGGGAAAGCGUGCGGCCCAGGGUACCUUGCCUGAAGUGCUUGAGCCGAAGCCAAAGGCAAAGUUUAUGGCCAGCACGAAGGCCUUUGACUUCAAGAAGGCUUUGGGUGUGACUGGCCCUGGCUCUGGUGGCAGUCGCGGUCUUCGUCAGCGUCGUGGUUGCAGGAGUGUGUCUGAUUGUGAGCACCGGCAUGAGUCGCAAGAGCAGCCAGCCCAUUGGCAUACCAGCCCUGGUCUUGGCACCUCUUCCUCCUCUUCCUCUUCAGCAAGUGAACCACAUCCAAAUCCUCAUCAUGGUCAUCACAUUGCGACUGAGGAAGAGGCUUUCCAACUCCUCUUCGAUGGCAUGAUGCUCACGGCCUCAACUAUCAAGACUGCUCUGGACGCAUGGAUGCCCUUGGCAGCUUCCAAACAGUCUGCGCUGGUGGCUGGGGCAAAGUACCAUGUUGUUAUCCUGGUUGCCGAUGGAGCUCUGUCCAAUGCGCUUGUCAAAAAGUUCGAGGAUUUGCCAUGUUCAUGGCCAUGGGGUGUAGCAAAAGACACGGACACGGCCUUGGAGAUGAAGGGCACAGGACGUGGUCGUGGCCGGGGUGGAAAAGGCGGCAGAAAAGGCAGUGGAAAGGGCAAAGAACAUGCUCAGGCUGAGACUUCAGAAGCCAAUCAGAAGAAGGAGAAUCAGACUCAGACAAAAAAGGCAUUUCUUCUCACAAACUUGGUUAGAGCUGGUAACCAAAUGGGUGGAAGUGGAUCAUGGACGCUUCUGGGCAGGGCUUUGGAAGGUCUUGUUGAUGAGAAUCUUGAGUUGCGCCCCAUGUCCCAGCGUCCGGCAGAUGAUAUGUUGAGAUGGAACCAAUACAUUCUGAAGGUCAUUGGCAAGGUACCUCCUGACUUCGACAUAGUCGCAUUUGACUCUGACAGUGGCUCUGGAAAUGAGCUGCCGCUGACCAAGCGGAAUGGAGUGUUGGAGUCUGCAAUUGAGUUGUUGAGGCUCGUUGGGUACUCUGAUUGGAGAUUCAAUACGAUCGCCGUCUACGUCGAGGUCCAGCAAUCAGAUGCUGCUGCAUACAUGGCGCAACAGCGAACCAGGGCCAACGACCUCCAAACGCCGUUGAAACUGUUUCUCUUGAUGGAAACCAAUCAGCCAAUACGGCGCCUCCUCUUCUACGUCUUACGAUACGAGUGUGAAAGUCAAGACAACGAGGAGUCUGAUCUGAGAGAACUUUGCAGAAGGUACUUGUUCAACUUCGAAAGUGAUGGGCUAAGGGCAUCUGGCAAAGUCACUGGCAAGUCAAUGUCAGAGCUUACUGCUUUGGCAGUGGAUGCGGAUCAUGAGCUUCAACGCAGCUUUCAGGGAGUUUGUCCAGGUGGCAAGUACCACAUGUCGAGACAGCCGUCUCGGUCCACAAAUGAUAUCGAUUCAGUCGAUGGCAAGGGCGACAAUGAUGAUGAUGAUGACAAAGAUGCUGGGCCUGGGCGGCCGAAGCCGAAGGCCAAAAGACGACGGAAGAAGGAUCGCCGACUAGUUCUGAGGGACUGCUGCAACUAUGGGAAAGGUAUGAAAUUCAGUGGUGAUCAGAGUGGAGCUGCAUCGCAGAAAGUUGGGCGAAUGCAUGGCCUUCAUGCCUCUGGUGGCUUGAAAGCAUCGUUCACGCGUUUGGCAAAGUCAUCCAACAAAGUCGUGAAAUGCGAGCGGAAAGAAGAGCGGAAAUCUCGGAAAAAACGCAGGCUCGAAGCGGAGGAGGUUGCAGCUGAGUCUGAUCAGCGCAAAGGGCUGUGGGGAGUGAAGCUGAACAGCCAGCAGCCUGUCGAUCCUGGGGCCGUAGUGGCUGCCAGGCAGCAAGGCAUGACGAGAACAAAUGCUGCUUCACGAUUCGAAGAGGAAGUUCCAGAGUUUGACCAUGAGCCCCUCAUGCAAACCAGGAUGCAACAGGAGACUGUGGCAAGGUACCAUGUUCAAUGUUCUGUGAAAGGCUUCUGCUCGAAGGAGCUAUCCACUCUCAAAGAUGAAGUUCAUCUUUUGCACACGCUUCUGUUGAAGGAAAUACGGUGCCAGAUUGACAAGAACCUGCCACAUCCUUUGUCAAAGGACUUCUUGUGCUCAGGGGAUGCGGCCAUUGCGGUGAGAUACAAUUGCAGUUCUUCCAGCGGAGACAGUUUGCAGUGCAAGGUGUACCUGGUCGCAAGCAUGUGCCUGAAACCACUGGGUGCGGUGCUGGCCUCCAUGUCACUGCAGCCACCAGAUGAUUCUCUUUUUGAAACGGGCUUUGGCAAAGAGGAUCCGAAUCAGAACGAAGUUUCUUUUGCAGCCUUGAAGACUGCUGAUGCUGAUGACGCUGGUCACUGUUUUGAGUUUCAGACAAGCUGGGACCUGGUCGUGGACUUGCUCAAGAAUCACAACCUCGCGAAGAGCAUGAUCUAUGUGAAUGUGUUGGAGCACACACCUGUGUGGCCUGCAACGAAGACCACAAUGGCUGCUGAAGAAGAAGCGAAAGAUCCUUUGGAUUUUCUGGACUCGGGCGCGGACAAGGCAUCGGAGUUCCAUGAUGUGGAGGCAGAUGAAGGUAUUGAGGGGGCAGUUUGCCCCGAUGCCCUCCUUGCAGUUUUUGAAGAGAUCGGCAUUGGCAGUUUGGACACUGAUGAUGCGUCUGACAAGUUGGCUGGCAACGGCGCUGCUGUAUUUAAGGCACCUUUGCCAGGCGAAAUCCGCAGAGUCUGCAACGAGGUGCUCUGCGGAGAUGCCAAGUGCGGGACGCUGGCUUACCUGGUGCAUUGGAAUCCUGCUGCUAUUGCAGCGAAUUGUGUUGUACAUUCAAACUGUUACUUGACUGCGCCGCUGAUCGAUUCAGAUGAAGACUCUCUCAUUCGCUGGCUUGGAGAGGGCUUCUGUUUUAGAAGUGCGGAGGACCACCGUUCCUGUGCCCCCAAGGGUUGCUACUCCAGCAGGCCGCGCCCUUUGUUGCGCUUGGCCUGCAAAGCAUGCGGGCUGUCCACCCACGACAUUGACCCCAUUGUGAAUGGCGUGUGCAUGGAGUGGGCAGCUGGAAGCUACAGGCUUACAAGGCAGAUGCAGGAAAUGGGAAUCGUGGUGGAGCAGCCAACAGGUCCUCUUUGCCGAUAUUGCCAUGAUUGUUCCCGACGUGCUUGGCCACAGAUGAAAAGAGAUGUCUUCCUGUCGUCCCUUGAUAAGGACAGCUUCAAUCAGGAGUUCGUGGCAGCCCGGCUGGCCUACUUGGAUGAGAUCAGGGAGAAAAUCAGCACUGGGCGUAGCCGGGUGAAGAAGCGCAGUCGCACGGUGACAAAGGCUGAGAUGAUGGAGGACUUCGGUGACCCUGCAACGAAUGGCUUGAACCACAAAGUCGUGAAGACUAUCAACCCAGUGAGCCAGAAGGAAGUGCAGGCGGUCUUCAUACCAAAGGAGAAGGAUGGGUAUUGGGAAGGAUCCGUAUCUCACAGUGCUCAGUUUGCAGAUACGUCCAUUGUGGAUGACGAUGAGGCUGCCCUCCGGAAGAACCAAUUGGAUGCUUCUUUCUCAGAGCAGAAGCAAGCUGUCCUGGAAGAUGUUGCAAUGGCAAGUUCAAGCUCUGCACUGAGCAUGGGAGAGUCGAUUGCAAAGCUCAAGGAGAUCGAAGAAGAAAAGAAGAAGAAAAUGCUUGAAGAGGAUGAGCAUAAUGAAGAUGAUGAUGAAGAUGGUGAGCAGGGCAAGGGCAAGGGAGCAAAGAAGUUGAAGGCAGGGAAGAAGAAUGAUGCAGAAGGAGAAGAUGACAUUGACGAUGAGGAGGAAGUCAUGUACCUGCAAGCAAUCGAGGAGAUGUCGGAGGCAGGAUUGGAUCGACAGCAUUCGGCGCAGACUCUGGGCAGAACCACCAGCGGCAGCAGAAGUGAAGGUCUUGAAGUGGCAGUGCCAGGGCCGUUGCCUUCUGCGCCCAAGGAGGAUGUCAAGAGGUCAAUGGAGGCUGCUGAUGAGAUUGACAAGGGGCCAGCAGCCAAGGUUCCACGAAGAGCUUCGACGGCAACCCAAGGAGGAGGAACUUCAAAGGUGCUGCCACCACCAAGUCCAAGUCCAAGCACACCUUUGCCUUUGCAGAUGCCUGUUGCAUCUGGGCCAUCUGGCCGUGUGCAGGCUAUGUCACCCAAGAGUUCCCAGAUGGAGGUGGAAGUUGACAACGAGCUGAGCAAAAUCAGCGCAAAGACUUGGCCACAUUGCAAGCGCUUCCUUGCUGAUGAUUUCCUUGCCUCUGGUUCUGGACAGCCAAUGGCACUUCCAAGUGUGUACACAAAAGAUGCUCAGUCAGGAAAAUGGAAGGCAGAGUUGGAAAAAAUCAGGCCUUUUGUGUCCACACUGGAACGCAUCCUUUCAGAUCAAGGGAAGUGGAAAGACCAAGAGAUCAAAAAUGCAAUCAAGGCCAUGUCCAAGGUAAACUCAAAGACAGACAAGAAAGUUGAGUUUGAGGCAGCAAAGGCCUCAGAUCAAGAACUGACUUUGAGCACCCGGGUUUCCAUUCUGAGGGAGGGAUUCGAAUCCGUCCGGACUCUCAAAGAGCUUGCAAUUUCAUCGGGAAAAUCUGGAUCGAUAUCGGAACAGGCAUUGAAGGAUUCGGUGAUGAAAGUGCAGCAUACGAUGCAGAAGCUGAUGGCCUGGGUGACUGCAGCAGUUAAGUCAAAGGUGGAGGAUGCAUCCGUGAUGGAUUUGGCUUCUGCAGCAGCGCUUCACAAUUGCCUUUUCUUUCCACCCCUGCAUCUGGAGUUGACAAACCCUGAAGAUGGCAACGUGUUUGGGACACUGGCUGAUUUCUACUUCUUCUGCCCAAGCGGCCUAUCUGGCUUGCAGUUGGAAAAGGUACUCAAGAUGCAAUGCAAAUGGAUCCUGCAGACCUUCUUGCGGAUUUUCGCAUGUCCGCAGUACGACCAGUGUUUGGCCAGUUUGCGAGCCUUCUUGCCCAAGAACAUGCGCUACUUCUGCGAUGUUGUGCUUUCCCCAAAGCUGGCUGAAACAGUGGAGAUGCUUCAUUUCAUUGCGCAUUUCUCGGGCACAGAGAAUCUUGGUGAUCUAUCCAGCACUACCUGCCCUGACUUGGAGACUGUCUUGGCCCGAGUGUCUUCCAGUAUCACUUCCAAGACUCUUCAGCAGUACCACCGACCCAUCACAAGGAUUUCCAGUUUGACGAUGUUCAAGCGGUUCCUGAACGAGGGCCACAAGGUGGUUGUUUCAACGAAGAUUGACACAGAGGCAGCAAGCAAAGCAACUGAAGUUACAAAGCUCAUUGCUGAGUUGCAGGCAAAGGCAAAGGAUUUGAGUUUGCCAAACAACAUGGAGAGCUUCGAGAUUGAGAAGCUUUUGUCAAUGGUGAAGGAUUGCGUCAACUUAAAAGAGCAGUCCAGCUGGUUGCCAUUUGAUCCCCAGAGUGCCCACUACAAGACCAAGCAAAGUGCAAUAGUUGCUUUCGAUCAGGGUGUUGGAGCUGCUGCGCAGUACACAAUUGCCGGGGUGAUCGAAUGCUUCAAGUCACCUGAUUUACACAAGGAAACCGAGAAGGCAAUUCCUGUUGCAUUGAUGAAGCUUGGUUCCUUUGUCAAGGGAACGCAGUUAGAUCAAAAUUGGUCUGGCAGAGCCAAUCCAAAUGUUGAGGGGCACAAGAUUUUGAAGUUCUUGCCAUUUUCUGAACGGUGUUUCAUGAUCUAUGUGGCAGAUGUGGUCAUGGCCUUCCGGCUUUCAUCGAUUGUUGAGUCUGAGAUGACUUCGGAAGAGGAGUUCAAGUAUCCCUUUUCAUCAGCGCAAUGUUUCCUGGACCAUGUUGACGCCGUCACUGAUGUCAACAGAUGUGCUGUGCGAGAAGUUUUGGAAUCAACAGAUCAGUUGCGGAACAAUUUCAAGGAGUUGGCAGGCAAAGUGGCUUCAGCCAUUUUGGACCACAUGGGCACCAUGGAGGACAAGUUGUUGGAAGAUGUUUGGGCAACUUUGACCAUGCAGAUCAAGCCUUGGUUGGACAUCAAGAAUGAAGAUGUGAAGUCCAAAUUGCAAUCACUUGCCGCACGGAAGCAGUCUGCGACGCAACAGCUGUCAUCAGCAGAGUCUCAUGGUCAUGGUGAAAUUGCAGCUGCACUUCUUGAAGCAGUGGAACCUGUGAAAUCUCUUAUUGGUGGAAAAGGUGAGCUUUGCGAGAAGCUGAUGGUUUGUUCAGUUGAGAAGAUGCCGGAUAUGUUGUCAGGACUUGAGGGUCUGGGACACCUAUAUCUGAAGUUGGAGUCAAAGUUCAAUGAAGCCUUGAAGUCUCUUGGCCCUUCCUCUGAGCACACGGACUUCAUCAAGAAGCUGCUUGCGGAUGCUGAAGCUUUGGUCGCUGCUUGCAGGACAAUCUUGGGAUGCCAAUCAGGCUUAUUGGCCAUGACGAAUCACAAAGCUGACCCUACUUCCAUUGUGACUUUCAUUGACAAGCUCGCGAAGAGGGACAUGGCCAUUCAGUCGUUGCCAACAGCUUUGGUGGUUGCUCUAUCUAAAAUGGACAAAGGCAGUUUCCAUUUGCAAGCGUCCAGAGCCAUGGGUGCCACCACAAGUGUGGAGCCUUGCCCUGAGAAUGGUAACUUGGAUCCAUUGGAGGCCACGGCAGUGCAUGGACCCAUUGAUCCUUUGGAGGUGAUUGGGCAGAUUGACGCUGAGAAGAAGGAGAAACAUUGCGAAACAUCAGUCACAAGCAAUGUGCAGGAUGUUGAGCCUGCUGCAGCUGCUGAGCAUCCUACUUCAUCUUCAGAUGUUGAUGCUUUGGAGGCGGUGCCAGUAUCUAUGGCACACCACCAUGCAGAUGACGGCCAUGCUGAUGCCAAGAGACAGGACUAUCGGACUGCCGACUGCGGACAGCGGACUGAGUCGGAAGACUUGAGCAGUUCCACUUUGACUGAGACCGCAAUUCCAACUCCUAUGAUUCCUUCGCCCUUGACUAUGGCUGCACAAGAGGAUGGCCGCAUAUCUUCUUCUGUGGCUGACACAGCAGAACCUAGUACAGUUUCUGAAGUCGGCGAGGAUGGCAGUGCCUGCGCAUUUUCUGCGGCUGGCCCAACAGAAGCCAUUGCCAUAGCCAAUGCGGCAGAGGACAUUGCCAUCGGCAUCAGCAGCAUUCGCAGUGGUGAUAAUAAUGGCGGUGGCACCGUCAUGGGCGUGGACGAGGCUGCUGAUGAUGUUCCCGCUGCGGGUGGCGAGUGUGACAUGGACAAGGACAUGGGCAUUGGCAUCGGAAUUGGCAGUGGCGAUGUCAGCAUCGCCAGCAUGGCUAUGGGGGUCAAGGAGGCUGAUGUUCCAGCUGCGGCAGAUGCUGAUGUUCCAGCUGCGGCAGAUGACAUUGACAAGGCCAACAAGUCCCACAAGGCUCUUGAAGUCGUGCAGAGAAUUUCCAAAUAUUUCAGAGCCAUGAGUGAUGGCAAUGGCGUGGAUCAUUUGGAGAAGGCUGAGAAGAAGGAUCAGGAUACUGAUACUGGUCAUACAGCUGCAGAUGACUCAGAGACGAUCACAUCCGAGCCAGAUGAGCUGGGAUUCCCAUUGAGUUCGCCAUCUCUUCCAAGACCAUCUCCUAGAUCAACUCCUCCAAUGACACCAGUGUCUCCUCCAGAGCCGCAGCCCGAGCCUGAAGCUGAAAAGAAUGCAACGUGGGUGGACGCUGUCAUCAAGGUGCUUGGACAUCAUUUGCGCCAGCGAACAAUUUCCUCCACGCUGGAGUAUGGAUCAGAUUGCUCUGGCCUUGAUGCUCCCUUUCAUGGAUUGCGGUCAGUGGUGGAUGCAAUCCAGGCAGAAAUUGGAGUUGUUGAAAGGGACAACCUACGAGGUGGGAAGGACUGGAUCACGAGUGAGCGUAAGCCAGUUCCAUCUGUGAAGGUGUACACAGGAAUGAGCUCCAAGACGCUUCAGAAAAGUUUGGACUAUGUGAAACAGAAGAGACCUGCCCUGGUCAUGAUCGAGAACGUUCAAAAAAAGGAGACUGAGCAGAUCGUCACCGCAGCUCUUCAGGAAAUGGAUUACGUCACCCAGGCAUUUUUUGCCAACAGCGCUAGCUUCGGGUUGCCGCAAAGUCGCACACGACUUUACGUCUUGGCCGUGGACCCGGGCCAAUGCCACAUCAUCCACGGCCCUGAGACAUGGAAGGAAAUCUCUUCGGAGCUCAUCGGCCAGACACCAGCUUUCGGAGAUUUGAUGCUUUCUGAAAGUGAUCCCAGAGUAGCUGCCUUGCUGGAUAAGUUGAAGGCCAGGGAACUUACGCCAGAUGAAGUCAAGGAGUCCCUGACACAUGGCAGCACAUGGCCAACAGGACAUGAGCAACACCAGGUGGCAAGGAAACAACUUGCCGAAAGAUUCCAAGUGCAGGUUCCCACUGGCCCUGAACUAUUUGACCAAUACUCUUCAGCAUGGAGCAAGACGCUGCCGCCAAGGGAACAAGACCUGUUGUUGGAUUUGAAGAGCAAGAAUGAGGCAGCAGAGACCUUGGCCAAGGGGCAGGGCCAAAGCCAAGGUUACAUUUGGGAUUUGACGAAUUCCAUUUGCUUUUCGAACUGGAAGUCAGAGUCAUCCUUGGAUGUGAAUUACUUCGUGGUCAAGGGUUGCGAUUGGAGGGUGAAAGACGUGGGCCCAUCGAGGAGGAUAAGAUCCAAAUCGCGGUCCCGCUCCAGACCGAAGUAUGAGCUGCGCAUGAAUGUUUUUGUGGGUCCAAAGCGGAUUGUAACGACUGAAGAUGAUUCCAGUCAGUAUGACAAACUGUUUACAAAGCCGGCGAAGCCAAAGGCUCACAGUCAGCAGAAGCAGAAGCUUCAAGAUGGUGCCAAGGGAAAUGUUUCAAACAUGAAGCGCCCUGCUGCCAGUGGAUAUGUGCCCAAAGGGCAACAGUUGAAGCUUGAGCAUUUUGCCAAGCAGCA
Messenger RNA from Cladocopium goreaui, 9652 nucleotides. The record is from the annotation of a GenBank genome assembly. Lineage: Eukaryota; Dinophyceae; Suessiales; Symbiodiniaceae.